UGCCCUGCCCGCAGCUGCUCGCUGCCACCGGACGGGGCCUGGCAGAAUCCUGCCCUGGCACAUGGCACGGGCAGAGCCUGGCCUCUGAGCGCUGCGGAACGCGGGGCAGCGGCGUGGGCAUCGCCAUGGCUGUCUCGUGUGACAGUCAGCUGGAGGGGGAGAGCUGAGGCUGAGGGCAGAGCUGAUUGCUGCCUGCAGCUGCCUGCAGGGAGGCUGUAGCCAGCACUGUCAAGGAAGGAGUGAGCACCAAGAGCAGCAGGACAGCAGAUUGCCUCUCCCCCAGCUCUGUCAUGCAGUAACAAUGGCAGCUUCUGAGGAGGAGAACUUGGUUGUGGCCACCUCUGCCCCGUCCGACGCAGAGUUCGACGCAGUUGUUGGCUGUCUGGAGGACAUCAUCAUGGAGGCACCAAACUCUAACUGGAUGAUGCACUUCUGUUGUGGCCCAGAUGAUGACUUCCAGUUCAUACAGAGGACCUUCAUGGAGAAGCACUACCAGGAGUUUGAUGACUCAGAAGAGAACAAGCUCAGCUACACAGCCAUCUUCAAUGAAUAUAUCUCUUUAGUGGAGAAAUACAUCGAAUCGAAGCUGCUGGACUGGAUCCCUGGCUUCAACAUGGCUGCCUUCACCAUGUCCCUGCAGCAGCACAAGGAUGAGAUGGCAGGGGACAUCUUUGACAUGCUUCUCACCUUUACUGACUUCUUGGCUUUCAAAGAGAUGUUCCUGGAUUACAGAGCUGAAAAGGAAGGUCGAAGCCUGGACUUAAGCAGUGGCUUAGUGGUGACUUCCUUAAACAAAUCGUCAGUGUCCUCCUCCUAGAAGAGCUUUUUGCACUCCUUUUCCUCUCCAGCUGAGAGCUCUGCUGUUGUUUGGACACUAAAGGUGACUCAGCUGUGGCAGUUGGUACAUUGGUCUAUAAACCUGAGUGCUCCCUGGC
Molecule: messenger RNA, 935 nt
Organism: Pogoniulus pusillus (Red-fronted tinkerbird)
Lineage: Eukaryota; Metazoa; Chordata; Aves; Piciformes; Lybiidae
Gene: ARL2BP
Product: ADP ribosylation factor like GTPase 2 binding protein
Exons: 7
Coding region: 302-817 (171 amino acids)
Biological process (GO): maintenance of protein location in nucleus; positive regulation of tyrosine phosphorylation of STAT protein
Cellular component (GO): mitochondrial intermembrane space
Source: RefSeq, a predicted model, not a curated record